Molecule: messenger RNA, 566 nt
Organism: Spirometra erinaceieuropaei
Lineage: Eukaryota; Metazoa; Platyhelminthes; Cestoda; Diphyllobothriidea; Diphyllobothriidae
Source: the annotation of a GenBank genome assembly
AUGUCCUUUGCGCACACUUUCUUAUACGAAACUCCGGCCUACAGUCUCCUCCACUCAUUCCAGUUAAUAUCUUACUUAUUUGUCAGAAUAGUACCCAUCUGUAUAUCUGGUGGUCAAGAAGUCACUCGUGGCGUUUUUAAGUAAUGGCAUGGGUCUGCCACUGCGUCAUUUGUACUCUCUUAUCUUUUUAUCGACACUUAGUUACAACAAGCGGUACCUCUACAUCUGCAAGACGACUGGGAUAAGCCAACAGCAUUUCCCUCUUUCUCAGCCCGUAGACAGCGACAAUCAGUCCAAGCCGGUCUUUCCUGCCUAUGCGUCCCAUGAAAACCCUGACGAGUGCAGCCAAGGGGUUUCAGAGUCAGAAAAAGCCGUUUCCGUGCGUUUUUUCUCUCUCUUUUGUAAAAUUGUUGGCGUGCGUGCGACGCUUGAUUUGACCGAAGGGGCUUACGCGCAUCUUUCGAAAGCCCCUUUCCUGUGUCUUUCAUUCGAUUAGUGGCCAUUCAUUUGUUUCUAUCAUUUUUCACUAUUUCAUGUAACUUGUGUAUGUCCAUGCUGCUUUGGGU